This is a messenger RNA of Xyrauchen texanus (razorback sucker), 1074 nucleotides long. RefSeq names its product endonuclease, polyU-specific (gene endou). The transcript is spliced from 7 exons. NCBI's taxonomy places the organism in Eukaryota, Metazoa, Chordata, Actinopteri, Cypriniformes, Catostomidae. The record is from RefSeq and is a predicted model, not a curated record. Gene Ontology annotation, molecular function: RNA endonuclease activity. Bases 108 to 1010 code for a protein of 300 amino acids.
GCUUUGGUGCAUGGGAGGAGUUCUUACGAAUUUAUUGAUACGAGCAGGUAUAAAAAAACGAACUUGGUCUAAAUCUGCAGCUUGUGCAUCUGAAUCAUCAAAAAUCCAUGAUGAAGAUCAUCCUCAUUCUCUCUCUCAUCAUCUCCCUGAUCUCUCAGGGCUACAGCGGAUCAGCCAGAGUUACUGAUGAUGAGAUAAAGUCUCUGUCUGAGACACUAUUCAGGUUGGACUCUAAUAGUGCCACAGACUCAGAGCUGGUUGUUGACACUCAGGCACUGAUCUCUUCCUCUGAGACAAGCUCUAAGAAUGACCUCUCAUCACGCCCAUUGUUCAAGCACGUGAGUGAGGAUACUUUGUUUUCCAAGCCCACGUAUAAAGCUCUCUUGAAUCUACUAGACAACUAUAGAAGAGUGACAGGAGAUAUUGAGGAUGUCCCCCCUCAGGAGGAGCAGGAACAGGACAUUUUCCUCAAAGAGACCAUGCUAAACACUGAGCUGGGCAGGGAGCUCUACAAUUUCUUGAACUCUAAAGGUGUGUACUCAUCACAGGAGGAGUUUAUCCAGGAUCUCAAGAUGAUGUGGUUCGGCCUUUACACUCGAUCUAAUGACAAGCUGGACUCCAGCGGGUUUGAGCACAUCUUUGUAGGGGAAAUAAAGGGUGGUAAGGUGUCUGGCUUCCACAACUGGCUGCAGUUCUAUCUGAAUGAGAAACAAGGACUAUUGAAUUACUACAGCCAUAGUUUCAAUGGCCCUUGGACUACAUAUCCUGAUAUAUUGGGAAUGCAGUUCAAUUGGGAUGGGUAUUUUAAGGAGGUUGGCUCUUCCUUUAUUGGCGCUAGUCCUGAAUUUGAUCUGGCAGUCUACAGUCUCUGCUACAUCACUCGCCCUGGCAAGAUGUGUUAUCUGAGUUUGGGAGGAAAGACCCAGGGCAUUCAGACCUACACCUGGGAUAAUAGCAGCUAUGGGGACGGAAAGAAGUACAUUGGCUCUGCCUACCCUGCCACACCCUGAUGCCAUGUUAUCUGAAUAUCAAUAUCAGCAGAUCCACGGCUAAUAAACCAAUAUUUUAAUGUUC